AUGUUGCCAAAUGUCAAGCAGCAGCACCGGCCGUUCGAGUCGAACUCGACAAUUGACGACCUUCAGUUAAAACACGUCCGACUUGACGCUUUAACGUCGUCGAAACUAAAGUUUGUCUCAGUAUUUCGUGAGAUGACGUUCCCCGACUCUGAUCAAGAUUCCGACAGUGACUACGUGCCAUCGGAUGAGGAAAAUAGAGACGAGAAUACAGAGAGUGAGGAAGAUGAGGAUGACACUAGUACGGAAGAAAUAUUCGAUCGAUAUCACGAAGAGGAAGAAAAGGACGAGGAUGUAGAUACUAAGGGCAUAUACAGAUGGGAAGAGCACUAUCAUCAGGCUGAUGUAGCCUUUCGGAAGAAAUUUGACUGUGCUAUUGACACACGAGCUUACCCUGAGACAAGGAGACGGUUACGACGAAAUAAAACGCGGUAUCAAGUAUACAAGUUUGUGCUGACAGGUGUGGCGAUUUUUUGUUUGGUGCAAUUGGCACUCGUGUACGUAGCAUCGUCGUGGUCAUUUUCGAUGGUGACGUGGAGAGAAGCGUCAACUGAAAACAAUUAUCUGGAGGGAGGAAGAUUUACCGACCUUGCUCAAUUGAAUAGCAAUGGACCUAGUGAUGUAAGCUUAAGGCUGACAUCUCAAUCCUCACAAAAGCAGAUUCCAGAUUAUGUGCGUACUGCACUGCAUCUGUGUGCAACGCUUUCUCGACGCGUCAUCAAGUCAGAAUAUGAUGCCAAAGUUACACAACAUUCGUUACGUGCUUGCGAUAUCGCUGUGAAGUUUGCACCAACAAGUUCACGCGAGGCUAUUGAGGCUUAUGGACUCCGCGGGGAUUUACUUAGUUUGGUAUCGCGCUUUGACAGUGCUGAUGAGGAUUACAAAGCCGCAAGGACGUUGGUGCUCGAAGUCGAAAGAAGCCACACGGACCCGCAAGUAGCACGGACAUUACUUCAGGACAUUGAUCUUAAAACGUUAGUCAACCGCUGGACGCAAUUGUACAAGACAAAGAGGUUCAAUGAACUGAGACGUGAGGUCAAAGCCCGAGCGGCUCAAAAGCAUCAAACUAACGAGGCAAGUGCGGUGAGCGAGUUGGCGGCCCAUUGGCUGAGUGCAUUCAAACAGAAAGAACGUGUACUAGACGUGCUUACACUUCAGCGCCGCUACACGCUGCGUCGUCUGAAUUUUGAAGCCUUCGGCGGUGACUACACAAGCUAA
Peronospora farinosa is the source of this 1215-nucleotide messenger RNA. The record is from the annotation of a GenBank genome assembly. Lineage: Eukaryota; Oomycota; Peronosporomycetes; Peronosporales; Peronosporaceae.